Diospyros lotus (date-plum) is the source of this 1083-nucleotide messenger RNA. RefSeq lists its product as uncharacterized. Lineage: Eukaryota; Viridiplantae; Streptophyta; Magnoliopsida; Ericales; Ebenaceae. Bases 1 to 1083 code for a protein of 360 amino acids. The record is from RefSeq and is a predicted model, not a curated record. The transcript has 4 exons.
AUGGAAAAUCCAGAUUUAUCUUCUUCCUCGUCGAGGUUUAACUCUGUUGUGGACGAUGGUUCUAGUCCUUUUUUCUUGCAUCACUUGAACAGUCCAAGUCUUCUUUUGGUUUCUCAACCUUUGACAGGGAAUAACUACGUCUCAUGGAGUUGUGCAAUGCUAAUUGCUCUAUCGGUGAAAAACAAGUUAGGGUUUAUAAAUGGCACUAUUCCACGACCUACACCAGGUGAUGUUUCUUUACUCAAUGCUUGGGUUAGAAAUAAUAAAAUGGUUAUCUCGUGGAUCCUUAACUCUAUUUCGAAAGAGAUCUCGGCUAGUGUGAUUUACUUUGAAUCUGCUCAAGACAUUUGGAUUGAUCUUAUGGAGCAAUAUCAACAAAGCAACGGGCCAAGAAUUUUUCAAUUGAGGCGUGAGUUAGUGAACCUAUCUCAGGGUUCCAUGUUUGUAAGUGCUUAUUUUACAAAGCUCAAGACAAUAUGGGAUGAACUUAGUAAUUUUAGGCCUACUUGUAGUUGUGCAAGCUGUUCUUGUGGUGGUAUUAGGGCUUUGGCAGACCAUUAUCAGAUGGAGUAUAUUAUAUCCUUUUUUAUGGGAUUGAAUGAAUCUUUCUCUCAGGAUGUAUGGCUAUCGAAGAUGAUUGACAGGGGUAGGCUUCAUGAAGGCCUUUAUGUGCUUGAUGCUGAAUCUUUGACAAAUCAUGUUAAUAGUGUCAAUGUGGCACAGCUUCUUGAAGACACAAGCUUCUUGUCUAGUAAACCUAUUGUUGUUCCAAUGGUUCCCAAUAUAAAGUUGAGUUCUGAUGAAGGUGAUUUACUUGAAGAUGUGCCUGCCUAUAGGAGGCUCAUUGGGAGGCUUCUUUACUUGACCAUUUCUCGACCGGAUAUCGCCUUUGUUGUUCAUAAACUUAGUCAAUAUGUCUCUAAGCCUAGAAAGUCUCACCUUGAUGCAGCCCAACAUUUGUUACAAUAUCUUAAGGCUUCUCCCGGUCAAGUUCAUAAGCUAGUUAAUCUUUUUACCAAGCCAUUACCAAUUUCUCAAUUGCAGUCUUUGUUAGCCAAAAUGGCUAUGCUUGAUGUUCAGUGA